Molecule: messenger RNA, 945 nt
Organism: Eruca vesicaria subsp. sativa (arugula)
Lineage: Eukaryota; Viridiplantae; Streptophyta; Magnoliopsida; Brassicales; Brassicaceae
Source: the annotation of a GenBank genome assembly
AUGGGUCGGAUUCCAUGCUGUGAAAAGGAGAAUGUUAAGAGAGGACAAUGGACUCCUGAAGAAGACAACAAAUUGGCUUCUUACAUUGCUCAACAUGGUACUCGUAAUUGGCGCCUCAUCCCUAAAAACGCUGGAUUGCAGAGAUGUGGGAAGAGUUGUAGACUACGGUGGACAAACUAUUUACGUCCUGACCUGAAGCAUGGUCAAUUUUCUGAGGCUGAAGAACAUAUUAUUGUCAAGUUUCACUCUGUUCUUGGUAACCGGUGGUCGUUGAUUGCGGCACAGCUUCCUGGUCGAACAGACAACGAUGUGAAAAACUAUUGGAACACGAAGCUAAAGAAGAAGUUGUCGGGAAUGGGAAUAGAUCCCGUGACCCACAAGCCUUUCUCGCAUCUAAUGGCAGAGAUAACCACUACACUCAAUCCUCCUCAGGUCUCGCACCUCGCUGAAGCUGCCCUCGGAUGUUUCAAGGACGAGAUGCUUCACUUGCUCACCAAGAAACGUGUUGACCUAAACCAAAUCAACUUCUCAAACCCUAACCCUAACAAGUUUAACCAAAUCGCUGAUAACGAAGCUGGUAAGAUGAAGAUGGAUGGUCUGGAGAAUGGGAAUGGGAUAAUGAAGCUAUGGGACAUGGGAAACGGAUUCUCCUACGGAUCUUCUUCGUCUUCGUUUGGGAAUGAAGAGAAAAAUGAUGGAUCGGCGUCUCCUGCGGUUGCGGCGUGGAGGGGUAACGGUGGAAUACGUUCAGCGGUGGCUGAAACUGCGGCAGCCGAGGAGGAGGAGAGGAGGAAAUUGAAGGGAGAAGCGGUGGAUCAAGAGGAGAUUGGAUCUCAAGGAACAAGAGGAGAGAGCCAGCAUGAUCAACAUCAACAUCAUGUGUUUAAUGUGGACAAUGUCAUGUGGGAUUUACAAGCUGAUGAUCUCAUUAAUCACAUGGUUUGA